AUUGAAGAAAAAGGCAAACAAACAGUGCAUAUUUUGUUUCAGUGUAACUCGAAGUGUGAAUUUUGUGUAAAAUAAUACCACGUUCGACAUGCAAAAGCGCUGCAAAAUAAAAUAUAAAAGUCAAAGUUAGUGAAAAAAUAAAUAAAAACGACCAGCAAAUAAAUAAUAUAAUUUACAUGAACAACGCAAAAGUUUGAAUAAUUAAAAUUUUUUCUUCGCCUGCUGCUUAGUAAGUGUCACUGUGAAAACGAAAUGCCAGCUUGUUGAAAAGCCAGAGCAGCAAAUAAAAAAAUCGUUUUACAAAGUAAAACCAAAUUAAACAAAUGUAAAUUUUUAAAAAGUACCUAAAUUAAAAUAUUUAAGAAAAUACAAACAAGUUCAAAACAGUGUUUUAAAAAAUUUGUAAAAAUUAUGAGAAGUUUUGAAAAGUGCCGCAGCUAUAUUAAAGCAUAAAAAAUAAACAAGCACUGCGUUGGUCUGCAAGUUUAUACAACGAAAAUAAUAAAAUUUCCACUAAAAAUCCAAAUUUUCACAAAAAAACCAAAAUUGCCACAAUAAACGUGUGGUAAAACCUCCGAAAAACGUGCCACUCAUGGCAAAAUCAUUUACGCAGUUUAUUGACACGCUCCCACAAUUUUCCGUGUUACAUUUUCCCCACAGUGUUUAUGUGUUGUGUUUGUGCGUGAACGCCUAAAAGCUACACAAAUAUAUACCUAUAUAUUUUCGAUUUCUUUGUUAUUGUGUUGCAUUGUGCAUUUAUUUCGUACAAAUAUAUACAUAUACUUGUGCAGCAAUAUUAAUUUAUUUUCGUCUACGUUUGGUUUGUGCAUAAACUCGAGCAGUGCUUCGUAUUGCCGUCUACAAUUUACCACAGCAACGUAAAAAUACACCCUUUAUCUCUUACACACAAAAACAUACACCAAAAAAUAGAUCAAUGAGCUGAAAACCGACAAAUAUCACUAAUAACAACCGCAUACAUACUGUAUACAUACAUAACCACACAAAAAAUAUUUUCCCAAGAAGUGAUAAGAACCAGCAAAUCAAUGUCGUUCAAAAGAAAAUAUUAUCGACGUUAAGUGUAGUGAGUUAUUUUAAGUUGUGUACAAUUAUAAAGUCCCUGUCCCCCCCAAAAAAAAAAAAGUUUAAACGUUGUGCUGUUAAAUUAAGCGUCCAAGAGCAAAUUUAUUAAACAAAAACUAACCCUUAAACCAUUUUAUCAGUUAACAAUCUUACGAAACGAUUUUAUAUAAACGAAAAACGAACAAAAAAUCUACCUGCAAGGCAGUAUUUUCCACAAAUGGCCACAAAUUCUACACGCAUAGGGGAUAGCAACAACAGCACUGAAGAGAGUAAAUGUACCCUAUCGAAACACAACGCCGCCACAGCAAUGACGCACGAAGAGCACACAAAUACCGCCGAAACGUUGCAGAGCGAUAGUGCGAACACGCAAGCAGCAGACCAACCGAGUAUUAGCGCUAAUAAUGCUGGAACGGGCAUCCAGCAUGCCGUGGGCCCACAACGGUUGGGUGACGAUGUCUUCGAAAACGCCUUCGAUGAGUCCAUGGAUUGCCUGGAACAGGCCGAAGCGGAUGGUUAUGAAUCGGACUCGGAAAGCGCCAAUGAGUACGACGAUACAGUCAGCGAUUCUGUGACGACUGGAUUGCGUACCAUUGACAGUGAACAUCUGACUUUCUCCAGUGGUUUUGGCAGCUCGAUGUUGUCGAGUUUUCCGCCUACAGGUUCGUACGAUUACAACAGUUGUAGCAGUAGCAGCGACAGCGAAGAAGAAGUAUGCGCAGGCGUGCAACAUGACGAACGGACGGGCAAGUUCCUACCCGUCGAGUCACGUCAUUUAGAUAUCUUCCAUACGCGUCCAUAUUUAUUGCCAUUCGUAGAGCGCCGACGUUUGUCGCAAUGCAAGGAAGAGGAUGAGGAUGAUGGCGAGAAGUCACCACAGCCAACCACAAGUGGCAUGUCGGCGCCAAAGUUUGAGAAGUCGACACUACCCACACCGCCACCACCACCACCAACCACUGACGAGGCAGCGGCAGAAAAGUUUAAGGAGCUGGAACGUUUGCGUCAGCAAUUUAUGCAUAAAAUCGACAGUAUCAACACUAAUAAUGUGGAUGAUAUCAAAACGGUUACAGUGACCGCAGAAAAUUUUUCACCACCCCCACCACCACCAAUACCGCCAACAAUAUUGCCACCAUCGCUUAUUAAUUUGCUGCAGUCGACCAAGAAGAAACCACUGCCGAUGAUUAAGGCUGCCGAACCGCGUAAGGCAAUUAUGCCGGCACCGCAAAUAUCAGCGGCGUCAAACGAAGUCGCCGCGGUGAAUAACCAUAUGCCGCUCGCUAGUUCUACAGGCAGCAUAGUCACCACAAACCUCAAUGAAUCAUCAACGCUGUUGACAACACAAGCGCAGCCAACCGCGCCAAGUUUCGCCUCAAACACCACCGCAAUAGCCAGCAACAAUGCAGCAUUGAAUGUGUCAAAACACGCCGAACCGAAUUUGCCGCAUGCCGAGAGCUCUGAGAUGCUUAUUAUUAAAGGUAAAUUUACCGUAACCAAAGCAAAGGAGACGCCCGAACUACAACAAUUGCGCACUGAGGCCGAUAAGCUGAAACAUUUGAGCUCAAGCGCCAAUGCACAUACCAUCAGCUUUCCCAGCAGUUAUGGUGGUUACACCUCUGUACAGGGACUCUUCUCACAGCGUUACGGUAGUCACAAAUUUCCCACCGCCGUGCCGCACCUUUCCAAGAAAUUUUUCGAUGCCUCGCUGGUUGAAAUCCGUACGCCGGAUGCCAGCAAUACAUCGCUCAAUCAGAUUGGCAACGAAGAGCGUCCGAAGAGUGAACAGAUCUCCAAAAGUACAGUGAACGCCACAUCUGCGCCUGCAUCCACACCCGCAACCAAAAACACAACAACUCUCAUUCACCACCAAAGUUACAAUAAUUGUGAUAAUAGUUUAGUGAAACCACCCGGCAAUCUAGCGCAUUUAGAUGAUGUGUGGAUCAAAAGAUCAGCGGUCAAAACUCCAUCAGCAAGGAGGCAAACGCUAGAUGAGAGUGCAUUAGGGAUUGGGCGCACAACAGCUGCGCCUUCGGAAGAUGAACAAGAUGGACGCUUGCCAGGUUCGCGACCCUCCAGCGCGCCGGCGGAACCCAAUGCCAAAGCAGCACGAAAGGCUUCCAAAAAGAUGGAGAAGGAGGCGCGACGACAGGAAAAGGAAGCCAGUCGUCGCGAGAAGGAGGCGCGCAAGUUGGAGCGCGAAACGGCGCGACGUCAAGAACGCGAGGCGGCUAAAUUGGAGAAGCUCAAUCGCAAUAUGGAGAAAAUAUCGCGUAGUACAGAGCGUGUUGGCUCCUCGACGCGCUCCGGUUCGUUGGAGCGACGUCGCAGCGGCGAAGACUCGCCCGUGCUCAACCAGUCGACCGUGCACGGUAUAGCCAGCCCGAAUCGACGUCCCACCAUCUUCGAUGUGUUUCGACAGCGCGCCAAAUCCGAUGCUAAACGCAAAGAUUCACUGCUCUUGGCCGCUGGCAGUGGCGGUGUUGCCGGUGCGCCCGGCACAGACAACAGCAGCUCGAGUAGCACACACUCUGGCACUGGUGGCGGCGGCGGCAGCGGCGGCAUAAUGAAUCAAAUGAAGGUGGCCAUGCAGAAUUCAGGGCUAAUUGGUCAUCAUCAUCAUGAUAAGCGUCAACAUCCGGCGGUCACGAUAACCGCCGCCGAGGGUGGCAGUGCGAAGAAUAAGUACAAAGAUGGAUCGGCGCAUCCGCAUCAAGGCAGCGAUGCCCAGUACUAUCACACCGUUACAGCGGUACGUCGCUCAGACGCAUCCCGCUCACCUAUGACCAAAGUGAUGGAUUUGUUUAGAAGCCGUUCAAAUUCAGCGGCCACCGAGGCGGACAAACGCAAAGCGCGAGCAGCAGCGCAUCAACAACAGUUAGCCGUGCAAAGUGCUCAUAUGCGUCGGGCCUCAGCCGAUUUGGAGAAACGGCGUGCUUCUUUGGGUGCAGCUAGUCGAGGCUUACGUGGUGAUGGCACAUUAGAUCCUCAACACGCCGCCAUUUUAUUCCGUGAUUCCAGAGGGUUGCCAGUUGCUGAUCCAUUCCUGGAAAAAGUAAACCUCUCCGAUUUUGAAGAAGACGACUCACAAAUUUUCGUGAAAUUCUUCCGGUUCCAUAAGUGCUAUGAUCUAAUACCAACCUCAGCUAAAUUGGUUGUAUUCGAUACACAAUUGCUGGUGAAGAAAGCUUUCUAUGCACUCGUCUAUAAUGGUGUACGUGCAGCACCGCUCUGGGAUUCACAAAAACAACAAUUCGUUGGCAUGUUAACCAUAACCGAUUUUAUAAAGAUUCUACAAAUGUAUUAUAAGUCACCAAAUGCAUCAAUGGAACAAUUGGAGGAGCACAAAUUGGACACAUGGCGAAAUGUGCUGCACAAUCAGGUUAUGCCAUUGGUUAGCAUCAGUCCGGAUGCUUCACUCUACGAUGCCAUUAAAAUUCUCAUACACAAUCGUAUCCAUCGAUUACCAGUCAUUGAUCCAGCGACGGGCAAUGUUUUGUAUAUAUUAACACAUAAACGCAUACUGAGGUUCCUCUUCUUAUAUAUUAACGAAUUACCAAAGCCCUCGUAUAUGCAAAAGACCUUGCGUGAUUUAAGGAUCGGCACAUACGACAACAUUGAGACUGCGGACGAGAACACAAGCAUUAUAAUGGCGUUGAAGAAAUUUGUGGAGCGACGAGUAUCGGCUUUGCCGUUAGUGGACUCCGAAGGGCGGCUUGUUGAUAUUUACGCGAAGUUCGACGUAAUUAACUUGGCCGCCGAGAAGACCUACAACGAUUUAGAUGUCUCGCUGCGCAAAGCAAAUGAACACCGCAACGAAUGGUUCGAAGGUGUGCACAAUUGUCGCUUAGAUGAGACACUCUACACAAUUAUGGAGCGUAUUGUGCGCGCCGAAGUGCAUCGUCUCGUUGUCGUUGAUGAGAAUCAGAAAGUGAUUGGUAUUAUUUCACUGUCCGAUAUACUGUUGUACCUGGUUUUACGUCCAAGUGGCGAAGGUUUAGGCAACUCUGAAAAUUCAUUACGCGCCUCUGAUCCCAUUUUGCGACGCAAAUCGUCCGAUGACGAAGAUGCCGAUACAAAAUCAUCGGGCAGUCGUAGUAUUAUUGAUGAUAUACCCGAGGAGGAGCCAGCAUUGGUGACAACAACAACAGCGCCCACAUCGGCGCCACCGCCAACGAACGGUGACGAAAUUAAAAGCGAGUCGAAUGAGGAGCUUGAUGCCUCAACACAACAAAAGCAAAAUGGUGAUAGUAGUAAUACCGCUGAAGUGUCCUUUGCCGCCGAGGCGGAAGAAGAUCCCGUGGACGAUGCCGAUCAGUUAAGUGAUAAUGAUGAUGAUGUCGUGACUGGGCAAUUUGUGGAUCUGAAGAAAUCGCUCGACGCGUCAGCGGAUGAUGACAGAGAAUUGGAAACGGCCGCGUCGGCAGCCUCAGCGCUGGGUGGCAUGCCAACAACGACGGCACGCGAGAUGGCGCUUGUUAGUGAAUAAUUUUUUUUUUUAAUUAUACAUUAAUAUAUCAAGCUACAAACAAACAUAUAUUAUAUACAUACAUACAUACAUAUAUUUAAGUAUGCGUUUUUUUAGUCAGCGAAUUACAAACAAACAAUAGAUUUGAUAAACUUGAACGUUGCUAUGAAUGCUUCAAAGCCUUAUUAAUAUAAAAGAAAAAGAAAAACAAAAAAAAAAACAUUCGAGGAGAGUGUUUAAAUUUUUUUGAAUGCAUUGGAUUAAUUGUGUGUGCAAACUGCAGUCAACGCUGGGAACGAGUGAGUCGCUGACACUCGGACGAAGAGCGAAGGAUCGUGCAACAAUCUUUGAGGCUCGAAAGGAGCUUCGGAAAGGCUGCGUGUUGACGCUUAGUCACACACAUGCACAUACACACAUUAAACAGUGGCAAGGCAAGUGUAAUAAUCAAGGUUUUUUGAUAGGGCUCAGCGAACCUCUUAUAUUUAUAAGAUGAAGAAAAAUUAGUGUUUUUUUAAACUUAAGUAGAAAUUAUUGCAAAACUACAAAGCAAGCAACAUAAAACAAAACAAACACAAAACUGCUUGUACUAUAAAAAGUCAAUAAAGAGAAUUAUGAUACUUCUAUGAUGCAGAUAACGGUUAAAUUAUUAGUUGCUAUCAGUUGUAAGUAAACAUGCGCCUUAA
Bactrocera tryoni is the source of this 6222-nucleotide messenger RNA. RefSeq names its product 5'-AMP-activated protein kinase subunit gamma-1 (gene SNF4Agamma). The record is from RefSeq and is a predicted model, not a curated record. The transcript has 12 exons. NCBI's taxonomy places the organism in Eukaryota, Metazoa, Arthropoda, Insecta, Diptera, Tephritidae. Bases 1298 to 5560 code for a protein of 1420 amino acids.